AAGAAACCGAACUGCGAGUACUUUUUUGCCUGCCUCAACCCCGUGAUCCUGGAUCGGUCGUGCGCCAAGUUGCGCAAGGUUCGCCGCGAAAAGGUCCGGGAGAUGCUGUUUUUCGCGAUCGCUCGGUACUUCUGGUUAAACAACAGUUCUUUCACCACCGGCCUCUCGGCGCUUUCUUCCAGCCCAGAAGUGGAGGAGCCCUGCAAGAAGAACUCAAUUGACCGGGACCUGGUGUGGAAGGUGACGGGUACGAAAACCUUUCUGGAAAUCGUGGAGCGCUUUCCGGUACGGGAUUUUGCAAAAGUAAUAGCCAUGGUACUAGGUGGUGGUGAAAAUUGAUAAAUGUACUAUCUACCUCACAAGUUUUUGAUCAUCAAGUUCUUGGAAAGUGAAAUUUGUCGACAAACUGAGAGUCAGGUACGGCAAAAGAAAGUUGUCAUGUCGCAUGAGAGUAGCCACUACUAGUACCAUUGCGCUACAACUUUUGCACAGUAAACCCGGGGCUGUUCCAAGAACAAGAGCGCACACAAGAACUUCAUGCGGCAAGAUUUUCUGCGGCCCGCAGAUCAUCUGCUAGUUGUAUCAAAACGGAGACAGUCGACGCCAUUUUGUAUCAGCUCCUGUACUAUGCGUUACAAAUAUGAUGUCUGGGUCCUCGUCCGGAAACUUGUGAUGUUGAGCCUUGGAGGAUGGAACCGCGUCCAAGUUAUUCUGUCAAGCGUCACUAGUUUUUUUAUCGAGUGUAGUAUUUUUCGUACAUAGCAUGGUACGUAUUACAACACAAGAGUCGCGUGUGCUGCUGAUGCAGUACAGAUUUUGCAGAAAAAAUGGAAAUCAAGCGUAAGAAGUUCCUCCGUUCCAGACCCACACACAUUGCGAAAUCCAUAUGCACGAAAAGCCGACGAAUUUGGCCCAGGCGAUGCAGUUUGCGUUCAAAGUGAGUUCUUUGUCCUGGCACUGUACUACCACGAUUCCCGCGCCGCGGCCGUCAAACAACGUGGCACACGACGAGAGCAGCCUUUCGCCGUCCUCGCAAAAUCUUCACCUCUCCAGUCCUUUGUUGCCCCGGAGUCGGUUCGCCUUGCGCACGUUUCUGGAGCGGAUUCUAGAGUUGAAAUCCGAGUUUUUGCUCAAGGACUUCCUCUUGCAGGUGACGCGACUGGACGUGGCGUUUCAUGACAUCACGGCAGUUUCUUUCGAUGGAAAAGCUUCGACUGAGGAUUUUCUUCACGAGCACGAUCACAGCGCAAAAAUGGCUGCUCUGGCAGAUGCACAAAGAACUUCUAUACCCUCGUUGUACUCCACCUCUCCGUUGCUGGCCGAGGCACUGCAAAUGUGCGGCUGCGCGGACACAGAAGCGUCUGAGCCCUCGCCGCUCGUCACGCGGAGGUGCCCUGUCACGGGCUACCCCACUGCAGGGGGCGUUGCCGGAAGCGUUGUGCACGUGGCCUGGGCAAAAGCGACGAUUGGAAAGAUCAUUGGCGCGGGCGAGCAGGGAGCACAUAAACCGUGGGGGCACGACCAUUUUGACGCGCCUGGUACAAGGGGACUUAACCCGGUGGAGUACCAUGGUACAAAGUCGCGCUUGGCUGACGACGAACCUUUGCAGGAACAGGCGACUUUUGGUUCUCUCUUCGAAAAUCAGACAAUACACGGUGUCGACAGGACAACGUCAACGACGGCGACCAAGACGACCACAGGCGGAACCAACGAGGACACGGUCAGAGCACGAGCAGUGCGUCACGAGAUGACUAGUGGUGUCGGUCUCUCCCCACCAGCACGAGGACCUAUGCAUUGCAAACAUGAUUGGGUCUGGCUCUGGAAUAGAGUUGUGGUGCUGCCGCGUGCAGCUGCUCGCAUCGAAGAGGUGGAGCUGCUUGCGUGGUAUCUAAACAGCAUCACAAGUUUCUCGAACUUUUUUAUAAGCAGAUUCAUUCGUAAUCGUAAUCGUAAAACGUACGAAAGGCUGGCUUCCAGCACGACAAAAAAUUGGCGGCUCGUGUUCGAGCAUCACAGUAGAUCUUCUUGUCCUUCAACUUUCGCAUCACAGAUCCAGACCCAAACAUGUUUCCGAUGCAUACGACCCGAACAAUCGUUGUUCCAGCUGCCCUCUUGGCCGUCCACGCACGUCCGCGAGGAUUCUUCGGCCGGAGACAUGAGGCAGAUGGAGCCUACUAGGUCGUCGUGCACAUCAGGGGGAAGAAGAACUGCGCCUGCAAGCAGCCACUCCGAAGAUUAUAUUCAACCGUCCUCCUCCUGGUCGUGCCCUCCAGCGUCUGCGCCACAGCAUGCUGACGAAGAUGUAAUUGACACGAGCGGGUUCGGGUUGUCGGCGAGCAGUAGCAAUGAUUGCGGUAGGAAAGGACGGUGGACAACGCCGGGAAGAAGUAGUGGGGGAGCCGCGCCGACAUUCAUUUCCCACGAGUGCGAACGGGAGCGACGGCAGCUAGAAGCGUACGAUCGGAAGCGUCAAGUUUCGCUCCGCCUACUCGACGGCGCCGACGGCGAAAUCAAGAUCCCCUACGGGUUUUCGACCGCUGUGGACGUAGGUGUGACCACGGGCCAGCAGUUGCACGACCAGCCGGGAACGACUGAGGCGGGGUUUCUUGAUUCACCCGAUGGAAAACGUAGUAAUACCCCGCCGGCGCUCUUAUGGGGUUUACGACCGUGGGAAAACGCCGCGCCCUUUUUGUGUUCGCAGAGUCGUUCUAAGCCAGCACCAGCACAAACAACCUAUGCGACAUCUACUUCCACCUUGUGCAGCAGCGAGACUGCGGAGAAAACGCGUCCUGGGGAAGCGGCCGAGAAGACGGCUUCAAGCAGCACAAGCACCUCGUUUCUUUCCGACGACCGGAUCUAUUGGAUCGAUUCCGCGCGCUAUCCGAGUGCACAACUUGUCCCCCUGCUUCCCCUGCUCAAACAGUUCUUGGCAGUCGAUAUUCUAAAAUAUCCAGUUGCAGCUGCCCUUUGGCGUAGUUGUAGAUAGUGUUCUUGACAAUUCAUCUCGUCCGGUGGAAGUAGGCCAAACAGUAGGUGGACACACGGAGGCGUAAAAGUAUUAACUUGAUUUCGUGCCGAGCCAGGCACAGGCUCCUUGUCCUUAAUAUUCACUGGGGUUUCUAUCGCUGUUGAUCAUGCCCUUCCAAUUGUGUAUACGGUUGACGGGGAGUACUAGUUGUGCCAUCUCAUACGCGCCAGCUGGCCGAGGUGCGGCGGAUCUUGCAGACCGACAUCGAGGAGGAGCUUCGGGAAAGGGACAGGCUGAAGCACGCGCAGGUUCUUGCGGAUAGGAGAAGAACAGUAGAACGACACGAUGGUGAAGAUCGAGAGCUGCAAGGCGCCGCAUCUUCUGAACACCUCCCCAUCGUGGCGUUCGGCUACCAAGCAUCGUUUGAUUCCCCGAUGUCGGUGCUGACCGUGGCCACGCCGCGGCACUGCUUCCUGUUCGACAUGCUGAACCACCAGGAGUCGCAACUCUACGCCGAUCUGGUGGUGCACGUUUUCGAAAAAGACGUGAUGCAGGGGGCGAUUUUGUCCAAAACAGGAGCGGCUGCUACUGCCGUAGCCACGAGGACGACCGGAGCAACUGAUAACAUUCGUAAGUUGCCCAAGGUGUGCUUCGGGUUCGGGAACUUCUUGCUGCGCUGGAACUUUUUCCGGCACAGCAGUCGUGGAAACAGCUACACCUCGUCGUUUCCGGACCUGCACCAAGACGGUGGAGGUGAGUCCUCCACUGCGUCGCGAUUUGCAACUGCGCGCAACAAGUUCUCGAGUGUGAUUGACUUGCAGGGCCAACGGAUCCAGCGAAUCUUUGUUCCGGAAGGGGAUCUGCGCACAAGCUCCGAAGAGGCAGAUCUGGUCGCGGCAAAGGCACUGCAAGCGACGCAGGAAGGCUUGCUUUCUGUGAAGGGGGAAGCAAGUAGAGGCCCUAGGACAUCUGCUCAGCGUCCUGCUACCGCGGUUGUGGCCGAUCAUCAAACUAAUAUCGCAUCUACUGGGCCCAUGCAUUGCAAAUAUGUCUGGGUCUGGAGAGUCGUCAUGCCAAUGCGUGCAUGACAAAGAGAAAGAGUAGCUUCAGGAGCUUGCUAAGGAUGAGACACUCUUGGACGAUCGUGUGGUUCGUAAAGCGCAAGAGAAGCCGGUACGUUUUUUCAUGAGGAAGGACCAGUGGCAUUGCGUGACAUGCUAUAUUUACAGAGUUGUCUGGGACGAGCUGUAAGGAACUUUUGUAUUACAAAUCGCUUCUAGACCUAGACAUGUUUGCGUUCGAUAGUGCCGUGCACAACCCAGUCCCUGCUGAUCAACGCAGCUCCGAUAUCCUGAGUAAAAACGUUCCCUCCUCCCCAGAAUGGUCAUGCAAGAAAUCUGCAUGUUUUUAGAUGUUACUCAGACGCAGUCCCAUGAGAAGCAGUUUCUAGUGAUAGUUUAGAAUGUGGCAUGCUAGAACCGCAACAUCCUCCUUUUCGAUUUCUCAUGUGUCUCUCACACCAGCGAAGCUCGACAACAAAUCGAGCCCAAAGUCUUCAUGCGCAACACGCAGAACUUGUUGGUUUGUGUGGCGCAUGAAAACAGAACGGUACGCGCUAUCUUGGCUCUCGGGCCCCGUCCUCGUGGCUUUUGGUUUUACUCAGGAUACCCGAGCGUGAAGAUGUUGCAGAAAAGGUUUGGGCUAGAUGGAAUAAGCGAUACCUACGCGGGGCGCACGGGCGGCUAUUCGGCGCCGGACGAGCAAGACUUCAGCAAUUCAAACUGGAACUACCGGCCCCUGCACCAGGAGCAGGUCCGGUUUGCCGCGAAGCAGACGCAUCAGCUGCUCCGGUUGGAGAAGAAGUUGCGGCAGAAAAAUUGCUUCCCGUGCAAACAAUUCUCGCUGGAGAGAUAGAAACAUGGUUUCUUUUUUGUGUUGGAGCUACGGACGAUGCGAAGUACUGCUUUGUUUAGCAUUUAGUUGUUGUUCAAGCUGCAAAAGCUGCAGCUGCUCUCCCCCGCGCCGGAGCUCGCAGAGGUAACAUUCAGAAAAACAUGAUUUUUUCAGUUGUCCCUCGACUACAACGCAUGUCCUUUUCCCCUCGACCAGCAAUGAGAUUUGAAG
Molecule: messenger RNA, 5092 nt
Organism: Amoebophrya sp. A120
Lineage: Eukaryota; Dinophyceae; Syndiniales; Amoebophryaceae
Source: the annotation of a GenBank genome assembly